Molecule: messenger RNA, 1897 nt
Organism: Gasterosteus aculeatus aculeatus (three-spined stickleback)
Lineage: Eukaryota; Metazoa; Chordata; Actinopteri; Perciformes; Gasterosteidae
Gene: cyp11c1
Product: cytochrome P450, family 11, subfamily C, polypeptide 1
Biological process (GO): cortisol metabolic process; cholesterol metabolic process; cellular response to peptide hormone stimulus
Cellular component (GO): mitochondrial inner membrane
Molecular function (GO): iron ion binding; heme binding; oxidoreductase activity, acting on paired donors, with incorporation or reduction of molecular oxygen
Source: RefSeq, a predicted model, not a curated record
GGUCAUGGAGAGACGCCAGCGAGCGCCGCCACAACUCUGGUCGGCACCAACGGGACGCACCUCGUUCGGACCAUGAGGAGCGUGUGCACCCGAGUGACGGUGUGCGUCCGAGCGCAGGGCCCCCGCGGCUCCGGGAGGGCGCUCUGUGCCGUCGCACCGCAGAGAGCUCUCUGUGUGGCGGUGGCGCCGGGGAAGUCGGAGGGGAGAAAAGGAGCCGAGAGGGCCGGAGGUCGGGUGCGGAGCUUCCAGGAGAUCCCUCACACGGGGAGGAGCGGCUUGAUCAACCUGGUGAAGUUCUGGAGAGAGGACCGUUUCCGGCAGAUCCACAAGCACAUGGAGAGGACCUUCAACGCCCUGGGGCCCAUCUACAGGGAGCACGUGGGCACCCACAGCAGCGUGAACAUCAUGUUGCCGGCGGACAUAGCCGAGCUGUUUCGCUCCGAGGGGCUGCACCCCCGACGCAUGACCCUGCAGCCGUGGGCAACGCACCGGGAGACGCGGCAGCACAGCAAGGGAGUUUUCCUCAAGAACGGCGAGGAGUGGCGAGCUGACCGCCUGCUGCUCAACAAGGAGGUGAUGAUGAGUGCGCCCGUGCAGCGUUUCCUCCCGCUGCUUGAUGAGGUCGCGAUGGAUUUCUGCCGAAUGCUCCGGGCGAGAGUGGAGAAGGAGGGGAGAGGCGAGGAGGGAAAGCGCAGUCUGACCCUGGAUCCCAGUCCUGACCUCUUCCGCUUCGCGCUAGAAGCCAGUUGCCAUGUGAUCUACGGGGAGCGCAUCGGCCUCUUCGCCUCGUCUCCCUCCAUGGAGUCCCAGAAGUUCAUCUGGGCCGUGGAGCGAAUGCUGGCCACGACCCCUCCUCUCCUCAACCCCCCUCGCCUGAUGCUCCUUGCGGGCGCUCCUCUGUUGACGCAGCAUGCCAGAGUAAUACACAUCUUCUGCAACGCCGAGGCGAGGAUCCAGAAGGGAUACCAGCUGUCUUCCUCGCGGGCUCGAGGGUCCGAGGCUGCAGCCGGAGGCCAGUACACCGGAGUUCUGGGCCAACUCAUGGAGAAAGGGCAGCUAUCUUUAGACCUCAUCAAAGCCAAUGUCACUGAGCUGAUGGCUGGAGGGGUCGACACGACAGCGGUGCCCCUGCAGUUCGCUCUGUUCGAGCUGGGUCGUAACCCCGACGUGCAGGAGAGGGUGAGGCAGCAGGUGAGGGCGUCAUGGGCACAAGCUGGUGGUGAUUCUGUGAAAGCCCUGCAGGGGGCGCCACUGCUGAAAGGCACAAUCAAGGAGAUUCUCAGGUUGUAUCCGGUGGGAACCACAGUGCAGCGGUACCCGAUCAAAGACAUCGUUCUUCAGAAUUACCACAUUCCUGCCGGGACGAUGGUGCAGGCCUGUCUUUACCCCCUGGGGAGGAGUGCCGAGGUGUUUAAGGAUCCACAUCGCUUCGACCCCGGCCGGUGGGGCGGUGCCAGAGAGGAAGGCCAGAGCGCUGGAGGGUUUCGCUCCCUGGCGUUCGGCUUUGGGGCGAGGCAGUGCGUUGGGAGGAGGAUUGCCGAGAACGAGAUGCAGCUCCUGCUCAUGCAUAUCCUGCGGAGCUUCCAUCUCAGCGUGUUGUCCUCAGAGGACCUCAAGACCACAUGCACCCUCAUCCUGCAGCCUGAGACUCCGCCGAGGAUCACUUUCAGAAAACUCUGAAACAUACGUGUGCACACUGCAGACAUGCCAUCAACACGUGACAUGCGAUUCAGUAUGAUACUACAAUACAAUACAGCGUAGCUUGUUUUAAUAUCCCAGUUCAACAACCAUAUUCUGAUGACACUCACUGAAGGUUAUACUGAGCUUCUUCCCGUCCUGAUGCACUUUGUAUUCAACCCAAUAAUUCCUGUUGCCGAUCAAUAAACUUGUAACAGGA